AUGCUCCGCCAAUCCAUUGUCCGUCCCGCCGUCAUGGCCAACCGGUCGCUGUUGACCCGUUCCUUCACUGUUGCUGCGCCCCGAAUGGGUGAGGGUGACACGGGAGCUCCCCGUGCUGGCGGUGCUGCCUCGAGCGACUCCUUCACCAAGCGUGAGGCUGCCCAGGAGGCUCUCUACAUCCGGGAGAAGGAAAUGGAGAAGCUCGCCCAGCUCCGCAAGAAGAUCACUGACCAGCGCGCACACCUCGACGAGCUCGAGAGUCACAUUGACAGCCUGACCAAGGACUACUCCGGAAAGAAAUAG
Penicillium diatomitis is the source of this 303-nucleotide messenger RNA. RefSeq lists its product as uncharacterized. Lineage: Eukaryota; Fungi; Ascomycota; Eurotiomycetes; Eurotiales; Aspergillaceae. The transcript has 4 exons. Gene Ontology annotation, molecular function: ATPase inhibitor activity. Gene Ontology annotation, cellular component: mitochondrion. Gene Ontology annotation, biological process: negative regulation of ATP-dependent activity. The record is from RefSeq and is a predicted model, not a curated record. The coding region runs from base 1 to 303 and encodes 100 amino acids.